CAGCCACUGCGAGCGCAGCCCAGCUGGGCCGCGCCCUUCCGCGGGGGCGGCAGCGGUGGCCGCGCCGCGGCGGCGGGAGGGCAGGAACUCCAUGAAGGUGUUCUCCUUCCAACGAUUUCACUGCAGCCAAAAUGUGGAGGGCAGUGGCUAGUGUCCUGCCAAGGGCCAAAGUCCCUGGAGGCAGGGUGUGCUGCCUGCUGCUGGCACAGAAGGGCAGGAGCCUGCUUACCCGGAGCACUCAGCACUGCUGGCAGAGCCCUGCUUUGGGGUUCCACACCACUCAGCUGCUCAGUAUGAAAGCCUUGAUACAGAAGGUGGAAGCUCUGGACAAGGGCCACUUUGUCCGUGUGGAGUGGGAGGACGGGAGUGAGAGCCACUACCCCUGCGUCUGGCUGAGGGACAACUGCCAGUGUCCCCGCUGCUUCCUGCGCUCGGCUGGGGCACGCAGGCUGCUCUUCGAGGACCUGGACGUGAACAUCGUGGUGAAGGAAGUCACUCUGGCAGACAGGAAAAAGGUCUCUAUCACCUGGCCUGAUGAGCACUCCAGUGACUAUGAAGCUGAGUGGUUGAGGAAACGUUGCUUCUCUGAAAAAGCCAGAGCAGAAAUGAGAGAAGAUUUGUUUUUACCAGAGCACCAGUACUGGGGCUCAGACCUGCAGCUUCCCAAAAUGCCAUUUGAAGAAGUCCUGUACAAUGAUGAAAGUGCCUACAAGUGGCUGUGCACCCUCAAGAAAGUGGGAAUCGUGCUGCUGACAGGAGCUGCUGCUAGGGAGGGAGAGCUGCUUAAACUUGGCCACAGGAUUGGCUUCCUGCGUCUCACUUUUUAUGGACCAACUUGGCAAGUGCAAGACAAAGCAGAUGCUAACAAUGUGGCUUAUACAACUGGGAAGCUGUGUUUUCACACUGAUUACCCUGCUCUGCAGCAUCCACCCGGGGUUCAGUUUCUCCACUGUAUAAAGCAAACAGCUGCAGGAGGGGAAAGUGAAGUUGUAGAUGGGUUUCACGUAUGCAGCAAGCUGAAGGAGCAAAAUCCUCAGGCCUAUCAGAUCCUGUCCUCUACCGCUGUAGACUAUACAGAUGUUGGAGUCGACUUCUGUGAGUUUGCCGUGCAAUGUAAACAAAGGAUUAUAGAUGUGGAUGCCAGAGGCCAAGCAGUUCGCAUCAAUUAUAAUAAUGCAACAAGAGACACAGUGUUUGACAUCCCAGCUGAAAAAGUGAGGCCCUUUUAUGCAGCCCUGAAGGAAUUUAAUGAUUUAUUAAACAGCACAGAGCACAAGUUUACUUACAAGCUGAAACCAGGAGACGUGGUGACGAUGGACAACUGGCGCGUGCUGCACGGGCGGCAGAGCUACCCGCCGGGGGCAGAGCUGACUCGGCACCUGGAGGGCGCCUACGCCGACUGGGACGUGGUCAUGUCGCGGCUCCGGCUCCUCAGGAGGAGGGUCCUCGGCAGGGACUGAGCUUCCUUCAACUCGAGUGAACAAAGCCCACAGUGUCUAACCUCACAACCAACAGCUGCUUAGUGUGUGUUCAGAAACUAAUACAGCUUCAUAGAUUCACAGAAUGGCUUAGGUUGGAAGGGACCUUAAGGAUCAUCCAGUUCUAAACCCCCUGCCGUGGACACCUCCCACUAGAUCAGGUCGCUCACAGUCUCUUCCAGCCUGGCCUUGAACAUCUCCAGGAAGGAGGCAUCCACAACCUCCCUGGGCCACCUGUGCCAGUGUCUCCCCACCCUCACUGUAAAGAAUGUCUUCCUAAUCUCCAGUCUAAAUCUGCCCUCCUCAAGCCCAUUAGGCUCAGGCUGUAUUGAUAAAGGAGGUGAGCAGGUAACAUAUUGUGCUCUGCUCUUGUAUUCGUGCUUGCUUGCUGCUGCCAUCGCUCUCUGCUUCUGGCAGCGUUUUGCCUCACUGCAUCCUGCCAUGCUUGACAGCAUCAUGCUUUGCUAAGCUAUAAGACAACUCUGCUGAAGAGUAAGAAACCCUGAUGCUUUGGGCAUGGACUGCCUAGAAACUUCCUGCCUUGAGUUUACCAGGAGUAGGCACCAAAUACUUUCACGCAAUAGGCCUGUGUAGCCAGCACGACUAAGACUGCACACUAGAAGACAUCCUGCCUAUACCUGCCAAGACAAGGAGCCCUGGAGGGGACACAGACAUCAUCCAGAGGAGCCAGAAUAAGGUCAGAGAUCAUCUGCCUCCUUUCUCCAGCAUCCUGUGAAGCCUGGGAAGAGUCAGAAAGCUCAGCAGCUGACAAGACACCAACAGAACCCUCUGCAAGUACUGUCUGAAGCUGUAGCUAGUCCCUGAGAAUCACCAGACUAAUGCUUUGUGAGUAAAUACCUAAAGCCUCUUGUAAUUCACUAAUUGUCUUCUACCAUAAGCAAAUAGGAGUUCCUGAGUCCUUCUAGUGGGCAAGUGGUAAAACUGACCACAGGAACCUUCUCUUUUCAGUUCAAUCGAGUUAGUGUUUGCAUUAUUGCUAGUGAUUUGUUCUAGAUCCAGUUAUUCCUUUAUGUAAGCCUUUCCAUAGCCAUGCAGAGAACCAAGUCUGGGGGAGGUGAGACUCCUAAAUAUCAAAAUUAAUAAAUAAUCCUUUUCUCUUUUUUUUUAACUCC
Molecule: messenger RNA, 2611 nt
Organism: Pogoniulus pusillus (Red-fronted tinkerbird)
Lineage: Eukaryota; Metazoa; Chordata; Aves; Piciformes; Lybiidae
Gene: BBOX1
Product: gamma-butyrobetaine hydroxylase 1
Exons: 8
Coding region: 132-1460 (442 amino acids)
Biological process (GO): carnitine biosynthetic process
Cellular component (GO): mitochondrion
Molecular function (GO): gamma-butyrobetaine dioxygenase activity; iron ion binding
Source: RefSeq, a predicted model, not a curated record